AUGGAGUUAUUGCAUGAUAAGAAAGAGAAACUACACGCAGCUUAUCAUCAUCAUCACUUCAAUAACAUAUCAUUUACGUUUCAUUCGGACGUUAGGUCACCAAUUGACAGAAUAGUACAAAAUCAACUGCAAGUAGACAGCACUAUUCGAUAUAAUUUUGCCAGUAUCGACUACAUUGCAUUGUGUGCAUUUAUAUUAGACUAUUCCGAUUACUCUUUCUCAUGUGCAUAUUCAGAUGAAAACUUUCGCUACAAAACAAACAAGAACUCUUUCGUUUGA
Adineta ricciae is the source of this 279-nucleotide messenger RNA. The record is from the annotation of a GenBank genome assembly. Lineage: Eukaryota; Metazoa; Rotifera; Eurotatoria; Adinetida; Adinetidae.